UUAGUUUUCUUCCCCGCGAUUCUUCUGUGUGUUCGCGUUCUUCUGGCCUGCCAUUGCCAUUGUUUCUGCUUCUGCUUCUGUUUCUGCUGAAUUUCGUAUCGUAGCGUAUCGCUGAGCGAGAAGUCAGUUUGACGUUUUGCUUUGACAAGCAACCGUCGUCGAUCGGAGAUCGUGAAUAGCGGACAGCGGACUGCGGAUUGCGGAUCGCGGCUGAAUCUCGUGAAUCGAAAUCUUGGGCGUUCUCCUCUCCACUUCCCUCUGCCCGCCGGCCGCCCAGAGCAGAGUUCUGAAUUCUGUAGGAGUAGUAUACCACCCAAGAGCACACGUUGCACCACCCGCUGACCGCCGAAAAUUCGGUUAUCUCCGUGGCCGCAAUAAUCGACAAUCAUAUUCCCGAUUUGUGAUCAAUAUACAUGUACCGAGUGUGUGUGUGUGUGCUGUGCUGUGUGCCAUAUAUCGGGGGUGCGUGUGUGCCGUUCAGAUUGAGUGUUGGCAGUAAAUGUGAGCCAAUUGUAUCUCUCAGAUACAGAUACGUUGGCGGUAGGAGCGUUAUCGGCGCUACUGCUGCCGCUGCCAUAGCCGCAAUAGCUGCUACUACUGUCGUGACCGCGCCAUUGUUAUUAUUUUUAAUGCAUUGAAUUUGAGUUUGCAGCUUACAACUCGCCGUGUGGAUACGAGAGUAUGUAGUUGGCUAUGUGUAUACAUAUUUUGCAAUAUCUUGUGCGUCAACGGCAACAGCAACAACAUCCGUUCUAUGAACGUGACCCCCGCGCAUUAAAAUAAAUUCUAAUUUGUGGAAGAAAGAGCAGCGAAAUGUUUUGUUAUUGCGAAGAAGUGCUCGUGUGUGUGCGGCAAUAUUUAUUAUGAGAGUGCGUGUGUGUGUACUCCUGCCUACUCUGCCCACUCUGUGCUCAUGUGUAUUUGUUUAAUUUAUAUCUAGAGUCUAGAGUCUGAUAUAAAUAUUAAAAUAAGUAUAAGAAGCGGCGCACAGCUACGUCCGCCCGCCUAUGUGCACAAAAUAUCACCAGCAACAGGCGGCCAAGCAACAACUACCAGCUGAACGACAAAUUUUUGGUUUCGUUAUCCGGAUCAUGUGACCAGUAUCUCCGCUGGCCACCAGUCAAUCAAUCAGCAGACCGCAGCCCAAAAAUGUUUCAAUUAUGUUAUCGCCAGCAACAACGACAUCGUCCAGAAUCGAAAGCAUCGAACCAGAGCAGCAGCAACCACAAGAAGGCAGCCGCACUGCCCAGGACGAAGGAGUAAGCCGUGCAAUCCCGCAAAGGCCAAGUCCGGAUACGGAACCGGAACUCACUGCGAAACCGAAAUCACAAGGCAACCAAGAGCAAUUUAGCAUAGCAACCGCAACGCAAUCAGCCAGGCCAGGAUCAGAAGCAGGACUUCUUAGCCAUGGGCUGUUCUCCGAGUACUCUGCCCCCCGCCCCUUCCGCUGGUCAGACCGGCGAACGAGGAUCCCUGCCGCUGGACGCCUCUGAAAAGGACGAGAGCCGCCUCUUCUGCAUCAAGCUCCGACGCAGCCGCCUGCGCCGCUGCAGCUGCGGGGGCGUGACCUUGCAGCCCCCCAGCGACGGGAACGGCAGCACGGCCGGGGACAACCUGUGCGGCCAGGUGCUCCUCAAUCCGCUGCAGACCAAGAGCGAGGCCGACUACGAAAAGCUGAGCACCGGCAAAAAGGACUCGAUUGUGACGGUGGCCGCCCUGGGCAACUUCACACACAGCGUGGUGCGACGGGCCACUGGAAGCACAGGCACAUCGGGCACCAGUUCAUCCGGCGGGAACAGCCGUCCAGGUCACCGCAAGUCAUCACUAGCCCUCGCCCUCACCCCGGAAGAUGAGCCGAUGGACGUCUACCAGCGAAAUCUCAUGGACCUGAAGUAUCCAACCGUGCUACCACCGAAUCCCCCACUUAAGGCCCUCCUGGUUUUCCACAAGUCGGACAGCAUCUGCGAGGCGAUCACCGCGGCCUGCCAGCGCCACCAGCUGGACGUCACGCUGGUCAAGUCCAAGGAGGAGGCCCUGGACACCCUGCAGAAGUCGUACGCCACCGCCCAGUGCUACCACCUAAUCAUAAUUGAUGCGCGCUCCUCCAAGAACCUGGAUGCGGAGCACAUUGCGAGAACCAUUCGUCACACACACGGCCACCAUUUAACGACAAUAAUUGCAGUCUGCAAGAAGAGUUUCUUCGAAAAGGAUGAUGUGCUAAUUGCUCUAUUGGACGCUGGCGUUAAUAGAUGCGUAGCGGAGACGACCAACCUGGCCAUGUGCAGUGUGGAACUGAAGCAGAUACUGCACUCCAUCAUCCGGCCGCACAAUGUCAUGUCCACUCAACAGGCCCUCUACACGGCUCUGCACCGGCUAAAGGAGGUGGUGCUCAUCACGGACGACUUGCUGCGGAUUCAGUACGCGAACCGUGCCACCGAGAGGCUGCUCAACAUGCGGCUGGACGAGAUCAUUAGCAAGCAGCUGGAGGACAUAUUUGUGUCGGACCUCUCCACCAUCAGCGAGCAGUGCAAGAACAUCAAGGAGUUCGACGGCAUCCUGACCGUGCGGCGCAAGAGCCAGGAGGGCAUACCCAUGCACGUGCGCGUCGUGCCGGUGGCUUGCAUAGGCAGCGCCCCCACGCACCUGAUUUUCAACUUUGAUGUGCCUGGCGGGCAGAUGGACUUCAUAGCCACGCUGCCGCAGCCCAAGGAGGCGCCUCGGGGCUCCCUGCACUCGGUGCGGCGCUGCAGCUUUGAUGUCCGCUCCAUCGCCUCGGACGGACUGCGGAGGACGAGCUUGGCCAAGCUGACGUCGCUGCCACUGGAGGCACCCAUCACUAAAAUAAUCAAUUUACUAUCACAAGUACAGGAGAAUUGUUCGGCCGAUGAGGCGCGUCUCAUAGACAAGGUCUUGGAGUUCCUGAAGCGCGAGGGACUCUACAGUCCGCAGAUGAAGGAGAUACGAACGGACGAUCCCAUAGCCACCGAUCUAAUCGGUGCCCUGCUAACAGGUCCCAGCGUGUACUCAUCGCGCCGCAGCUCGAAUGACUCCAUCAUACGCACUGGCAGCUCCACGAGAACUGCCGCCAUUGUGCCCGCCAAAAUGAAGUCCAACCCCAUUAUCAUGGAACUACUUGACGAAUCUCUCAGCUGGGACUUUGAUAUUUUCAAAUUGGAGGAGAUCACCGACUACCACCCGCUGCUCUACCUGGGCAUGGAGAUGUUCCGCCGCUUCGACGUCUUUGCCACCCUGAACAUCGAUGAGAACGUGUGCAAGGCGUGGUUGGCAGUGAUUGAAGCCCACUACCGCAAGAGCAACACAUAUCACAACAGCACCCAUGCCGCGGAUGUGAUGCAGGCCACUGGCGCAUUUAUCACCCAACUAACCAACAAGGAUAUGCUGGUGAUGGAUCGCAUGGAGGAGGCGACUGCCUUGAUCGCCGCCGCCGCCCACGACGUGGAUCAUCCUGGUCGCUCAUCCGCCUUCUUGUGCAACUCCAACGACGCCCUGGCCGUUCUGUACAAUGAUCUGACAGUGCUGGAGAACCAUCACGCGGCAAUCACCUUUAAGCUGACACUGGGCGACGACAAGAUCAACAUUUUCAAGAACCUGGACAAGGAGACGUACAAGUCGGCCCGCAGCACCAUCAUCGACAUGAUCCUGGCCACCGAGAUGACCCGCCACUUUGAGCACCUGGCCAAGUUCGUGAGCGUCUUUGGUGGCGAGGAGCCGCGUGAUCACAACCCCCAGACGGAUGAGGAGACCUCCAUACUCAUGCGUCGCAUGCUGAUCAAGGUGGCCGAUGUGAGCAAUCCCGCCAGGCCGAUGCAGUUCUGCAUAGAGUGGGCCCGCCGCAUAGCCGAGGAGUACUUCAUGCAGACGGACGAGGAGAAGCAGCGCCACCUGCCCAUCGUGAUGCCGAUGUUCGAUCGGGCCACCUGCAGCAUACCAAAGAGCCAGAUCGGCUUCAUCGAAUACAUCAUACAGGACAUGAUGCACGCCUGGGAGAGCUUCAUCGACAUGCCGCAGCUGAUCACCUACAUGCAGAUCAACUACUCGCAGUGGAAGAAGUACGACGAGCAGGGCGUCAACACGCUGGCGGAGAUCAUGGCCAAGCAGCCACCGGUGGGCAAGAUGGCGAACUCCAAAUAGCAUACGGCCUUCCGGAGAUUGUUCUCGGGUCUACUGAAGCCUCUGCCGGCCCAGGCGCCAGGUACCUCCACGAUUGGCGAGAACGAGAUGGAGGACGUGCUCUAGUGACGGCGUCGAAGGUCCUGCGACGUCUGACUCCGGACCCGCAGUCUCUCGGCCUAAUCCUCCCACUGAAGUCGCAGCUCAUCACGGCUUGAAGCCCACCCGAGUCCACCCGCUCCCUGGACUGCCCCACACUUAUCUCUGAACGGACCAACGGACUGGGGGCGGGGUCCCGGAGUGGGCGGCUGGCUGGCUUACGAAGUGGUGCCCUGAGCGGUGUCACAAAUGCGGUAUCAUGCAAAGCAAACUAACUAAGGCAAACAGUAAACAAUUAUUGGGCUGGACUCAAAAUUAAAUGUUUAAGAUGAUGCAUCACAAGAAGCGAACUUUCUAUUUCUAUAUAAAUAUAUAUCAUGUGAGUCUGUGUGUGCGUGAGUGUGUAUGUCCCUCCAUCCCCAUAUAAAUGUGUAUGUGUUUAGGCUAACGAAAGCAGACUUGCAGACUAGCAAACUAGCAUGCUGUGCUAGCAAGCUAGCAAGCUGGCAAGAAGUCCCACAGCAUAUUGACCAGAUCAUAUGGCGUGCGCUCCACUGUACCUGGCAACGGUAUAAUGUAUAACAGUAUAACGGUUUUGGCGACCGUAUAGCGGUACUACCGACCCAAGUGUUACAAGCAUGUAGUUCUCUCCCAUCAUGAAGACAAUCUCUGUUAAAUACUGCGAGGCCAAGUAAAUAUAGUUUAAUUGCUGUCCAAGUCAGAUUCGCAAUCGGAUUCGGAUUUGGAUUUGGAUUCGGUUUCGGAACGAGUACGAGGUCAUAGCAUAGAUGAAGACUAUACAUAUAUACAUAUGCACAUGCGGGCGAGAUCGCGGCAAGCACUAUACAUACAUAUAUACUACUAUCACUAGCGACUAGCUGACCGGCUAACUAGCUAACAACUACAAGUAAAACUGAAACAAACUAAUUCGAAUCCACUCUUGAGACAUAUGAAAUCCUAUGGGGCCCCUUUUACUACCUAAUUAUCUAGUUACCUACUUUCCUAACUGAAGAAAAACGCGAAACGAUGAGCUAUCCUAACUAAUACUAUUAAUGUUGUUUAGCUUUCUAAGCAUACGGUAUGAGAAA
Molecule: messenger RNA, 5318 nt
Organism: Drosophila mauritiana
Lineage: Eukaryota; Metazoa; Arthropoda; Insecta; Diptera; Drosophilidae
Gene: Pde8
Product: high affinity cAMP-specific and IBMX-insensitive 3',5'-cyclic phosphodiesterase 8
Exons: 19
Coding region: 1408-4152 (914 amino acids)
Biological process (GO): positive regulation of ERK1 and ERK2 cascade; signal transduction
Molecular function (GO): 3',5'-cyclic-nucleotide phosphodiesterase activity
Source: RefSeq, a predicted model, not a curated record